AUGGCCGUGCUUGAUAUGCUCAAGAAGCAGCAGCCUCCUACUGCUGUGCCAGAGCGCGGAGCCUCUGCGAGAUCUUCAUUUACCGCGACUGGAGAAACUUCCAAUAUUGAAACAGAGAAAGGCCCCUUCGACGACGAGUCCAAGGUGCCAUUCCUUACCAUCAGAACAUUCUUUAUGGCUGUCCUGGUCUCAUUCGGUGGUCUCUGUUUUGGCUACGAUACAGGUCAGAUCUCGGGGUUUCUGGAGAUGGAUAACUUCCUGGAAAACUUCGCCGACCAGCAGGAUCCUAUUGGGUUCAGUAAUGUCCGUGCCGGGUUGAUUGUUGGCAUGUUAUCUAUCGGCACCUUGGUCGGUGCUUUGAUCUCUGGACCGCUCGCGAACAAUAGAUCUCUGGGCCGGAAGUAUUCUUUGGUGCUUUGGUCGAUUGUCUUCUGUGUUGGUGUCGCUAUCCAAAUUGCCGCGCGGAAGCCUCAUUGGUAUGAGGUUAUGAUUGGUCGUAUUAUCGCUGGGCUGGCAAUAGGAGGAAUGUCUGUUAUGGUACCUGCGUACCAGGGUGAAUCAAGUCCUCGUCAUGUUCGUGGCGCCAUUGUCUGUUGCUACCAGCUGUUCAUUACCGUAGGCAUCUUGAUUGCUUAUUCAAUCAAUGCUGGUACAGAGAGCAUUCAAAGCACCGCCUCCUGGCGAAUUGUGAUGGGAAUCGGCUUCCUCUUCGCCAUUGCACUCGGUGUUGGAAUCUUGUUUUUUCCCGAAACCCCACGUCAUGAUUACCGAAAUGGCAACAUCGACAAGGCUACCGCAAGUAUCGCCAAGUUCCACGGUGUCUCUGAGAGACAUCGUGUUGUCAAAGAUCAGCUAGUCGAGAUGCAAGAAAAGCUGCAAAUCGAACGAGAAGGAGGUAGCCACCCAUGGUAUGAGAUAUUCACGGGGCCACAGAUGUUGCGCCGGAUCUUGCUCGGGAUGGUUAUCCAGGCUGCGCAGCAAUUGUCGGGCGCCAACUUUUUCUUCUACUAUGGAACAGUUGUCUUUUCAUCAGUCGGGUUGCCGAACUCGUUCGUAACUCAAAUCAUUCUUGGUGCGGUCAAUGUUAUCACAACCUUCCCUGGUCUGUACUUUGUUGAGAAAUUCGGCCGACGGAAAUGUCUGAUGGCUGGAGCGGCAUGGAUGUUCGUUUGCUUCUUGAUUUUCGCAUCUCUCGGACAAUUUUCUCUUGAAAAUGACGAUGGUAGUAACAACAAGACCAUCGGCUAUGUCAUGAUAGUCUUUGCUUGCCUCUUCAUUGCUGCAUUCGCAAGCACCUGGGGGCCAAUGGCAUGGGCAGUCUGUAGCGAGCUAUAUCCUACGCGAUAUGCUAGCCCAUGUAUCGCUCUUUGCGCUGCAACGAAUUGGCUGUUCAAUUUCCUCAUCGCAUUCUUCACCCCAUUUAUCACAGGGGACAUCAACUAUGCUUACGGCUAUGUGUUUGCUGGCUGCAAUAUCCUCGCGGUUUUCUUUGUGUACUUCUUCCUCCCAGAGACUUCAGGGAGAUCCUUGGAAGAAAUCGACACAAUGUUCCUCCUCGAAGUGAAACCGUGGAAGAGCAGCAAAUGGACUCCACCCAAAGGCGAGGACUUGAUCACGGCGGAUAAGUUGAGAUUGAAUUCUGGUGCCCGAGACAUUAUGAAACAUAGAGAGGGGCCUGGCGGAGAAACUGAGCAGCAAGAGACUGCUCGAGGACAAAAUCGAAAUGAUCUUUCACGGGUCCCCAGCGUCUCUGGUCCUCAAGAUCACUUAGGGGUUGGUGCGAGGGGAAAUUCUUUUGUGGGAAUACAGUAA
This is a messenger RNA of Exophiala aquamarina CBS 119918, 1812 nucleotides long. RefSeq names its product MFS transporter, SP family, sugar:H+ symporter. The record is from RefSeq and is a predicted model, not a curated record. Gene Ontology annotation, cellular component: plasma membrane. The coding region runs from base 1 to 1812 and encodes 603 amino acids. Lineage: Eukaryota; Fungi; Ascomycota; Eurotiomycetes; Chaetothyriales; Herpotrichiellaceae. Gene Ontology annotation, biological process: carbohydrate transport; transmembrane transport. Gene Ontology annotation, molecular function: carbohydrate:proton symporter activity. The transcript has 6 exons.